Molecule: messenger RNA, 882 nt
Organism: Pestalotiopsis fici W106-1
Lineage: Eukaryota; Fungi; Ascomycota; Sordariomycetes; Amphisphaeriales; Sporocadaceae
Product: Feruloyl esterase B
Exons: 2
Coding region: 1-882 (293 amino acids)
Cellular component (GO): extracellular region
Molecular function (GO): hydrolase activity
Source: RefSeq, a predicted model, not a curated record
AUGAAGAUUCCCAGCCUAGGUCUCGGUCUCCUUGCAGCUGCUACUUUGACAUCAGCUGCUUCUCUGCAGCAGGUGACGAGUUUUGGCAGCAACCCUACUAGUAUCAACUUUUACAUCUAUGUCCCUGAUAAAGUUGCUACCAAUCCGGCUAUCAUUGUAGCUCUGCAUCCCUGUGGAGGAUCAGCGCCAACAUGGUACUCUGGCACCAAGCUCCCAUCAUACGCUGACUCUGGAGGCUUCAUCCUGAUCUACCCGGGCACACCGCACAACUCCAACUGUUGGGACGUGAACAAUGCGGCCUCACUUACUCACAAUGGCGGCGGUGACGCCGCCGGCAUCAUCAGCAUGGUCAACUACACGCUGGACAAGUACUCGGGGGACAAGAGCCGGGUCUUUGUCAUGGGCUCGUCCUCGGGCGCCAUGAUGACCAAUGUCAUGGCGGGAUCGUAUCCAGACGUGUUUGCCGCGGGCUCGGCCUAUAGUGGCGUCGCUCACGCGUGCUUCUUUGGCAGCGCCACGAGUACCCCUUUUGGCUCGAACCAGACGUGUGCUCGUGGCCUCACGCACACGGCGGCCGACUGGGCCGCUUUUGUGCACAAUUCGUACCCGGGCUACACUGGAAAGUACCCGCGCAUGCAAAUCUGGCACGGCUUGGCCGACAAUCUGGUGUACCCACAGGCCGGCUACGAGGCUCUCAAGCAGUGGGGUGCCGUCUGGGGGCUGCAGAAUGCAAAGAACAAUAGUGGUGUGCCAAGCUCGGCGUAUACCCAAAUCCUGUACGGGGACGGAAGUCAGGUGGUUGGCUACUUUGGUCAAGGCGUGGGACACACGGCUCCGGUUAAUGAGCAAAAUAUGUUGCAGUUCUUUGGAUUGUUGACCUGA